Molecule: messenger RNA, 1580 nt
Organism: Nothobranchius furzeri (turquoise killifish)
Lineage: Eukaryota; Metazoa; Chordata; Actinopteri; Cyprinodontiformes; Nothobranchiidae
Gene: mffa
Product: mitochondrial fission factor a
Biological process (GO): positive regulation of mitochondrial fission
Cellular component (GO): mitochondrial outer membrane; peroxisome
Source: RefSeq, a predicted model, not a curated record
UUUGUUUUCUGACGUAUCUUCCGGUUGAUGUAGCUAACACUUCCUGUGUAAAAGAAACCAGGGAAUCGACGACAGGAGAUAUCGUUCAGAAAGUUUCACGCUGAUGAGAACCUCAUAAAUUUAAUAUUUUGAAGGGGAAAACUGCGCUGAACGUCCACCAAGACGAGUCAUUCCUACGUGCCAAAUGAGUGGAGCGGCAUUCCCUUCCCCUACAGUAGAGAUGGCAGAGAUCAACUGCAUCCAGUAUGAUCUGGAGUACACCGAGGGGAUCAGCCAGAAGAUGCGCAUUCCGCAGAUGCUUAAAGUGGCUCCACAACAUCAUGAGGAGCCCAGAGUUGGAGUACAGGAUGUUCACCCCAGUGUCAUCAUGCAAGUGCCGGACCGAAUCGUGAUUUCUGGAGAUUCUGUGAAGCCAAAGUUCCCCAGAGACUUGGACCUUAUCCAGUCGACACCUCUGGAAACCCUGUCACUAAAAACCCCUCCCAGAGUCCUCACCCUGAACGAGCGGCCCCUGGACUUCAUGGAGGAGGAACAGAGGGCAGCUCCAGACAGCGAAGAGCUGACGCGACCACAGGGGCGUUUACGGCGGGAACGUUCAGCCAGCGAGAAUGCGGCUGUUCGUCUUAACAAUCAGCUGGUCAACAAUGACUCAGCUUCAGCUUCCCACCCCCCAGCCACUGUCCAACCAUGCCCCCCUCUCCCCGUGGCUGAGGAGCACAACCUGUACAGCGCUAGCGGUGUUCUGUCUUUCAUCCAGUCCACAACACGUCGGGCCUACCAGCAGGUCCUGGAGGUGUUGGAUGAGGAGGACCCACGCAGCAAACCUUCACUGCGAGGGGGCUCUCCUCUGAGCUCCAACCCCAUGCCUGAAUCCAGGCUGGCAUUAUCAACCUAUGAACCCGCUCUGGAAGGAACAGCUGAUGACCUGACAGUAGUGGAUGUAGCAACUCUCAGACGCCAGCUUCUCAAGUUGAACCGGAGACUCCAUCACUUGGAAGAGGAGAGCAAGGAGCGAGCAAAGCGGGAAAUGAUCAUGUGCUCCAUUAGCAUAGCGUUCUGGCUCAUUAACACAUGGGUGUGGCUGCGGCGUUAGAGCUAGCAUGUGUACCUGUCAUCACCACAACACAGCAACAGUAUGUCAGAUGAUAGCUUCACUCAGUCUCAUGUGAGGACCCCUGCUCCAGACCUGCUGCAUGCUGAUUUUGUUUAUUUAACACAUGUACAGUUUUAUUUUUUUAUGCAUAUUUUCUCCUCUUUAGCUUUUACUUCGGUUCUCCAUUCCCAGUGCUAAAUAAGACUUGGAAAUAUUAGCUAGUGGCACAAAACGCUGUAGGAGGAUUCACAUAUAAAUUAUAGCAGGUUGGUGAAGGCACAAAAGGAAAGUCAAGCCACAGUUUGGAAGUUUAUUAAGGUAAAAUACUGUUUAUCAUUGCAGGGAGAAUACUGCGUAGCUAGGAUUGGGAAAUGUAUUAAAACAUCGUAGCCAUACUGGUAAUGUGUUCUGGGUUUUUAUUUACGCAAACUGACAAAGAUAAAACUCACAUUUAGCUGUUUUUCCCAAUUAAACUUUUAAAGCCAAA